UUUAUAUAUGAACUAUUUUGUUCUAAUUCUACUUUAGAGCAUUGCGCUGUGAGUUAAGUGUACCGGCGGAACUGACUGACCUCGCAGAAUUCGUGUCGACUGACCAUAGUCCACGGGUUCUUUAAUUAAAGUUUACAUAAAUUAGUUUUCUUUUGAGCACCAUGUCUGAAAAACACAACUUUGGAGUUACUCCUGUAACCUGCCAUUCAUUCAACAGAGAAAGAAAUGGUCUGGCAAUAUCUCAAGACAGCCACGAAGUGAAGAUCUUCAAGUCAUCUGGCAAUAAGUGGCAGAAUCCCGUCAUUCUCAGCGAGCACGGACAGCGUGUGACCGGGAUAGACUGGGCACCCACCAGCAACCGAAUUGUCACCUGUGGUGCUGAUCGUAAUGCCUACGUUUGGAAUCCAAUUAGUGAAGGCAAAUGGAAACCAAUGCUGGCUAUUCUGAGGAUAAACCGUGCUGCAACCUGUGUCAAAUGGUCACCAAAAGAGGAUAAAUUUGCUAUUGGUAGUGGUGCUCGGCUUAUCUCAGUCUCAUACUACGAGGAAGACAACGAUUGGUGGGUCAGCAAGCACAUCAAGAAGCCAAUCAGAUCAACUGUGACAUGUCUGGACUGGCAUCCUAACAAUGUCCUGAUAGCUGCUGGAUCAUCGGACUUCAAGGCCAGGGUGUUUUCUGGUUACAUUAAAGAAGUGGAGUCAAAACCUGGACCUUGUUCCUGGGGAACGAAGAUGCCUUGGGGAACUCUCAUGGCCGAGUUUUCAAAUGGUGGAGGUAGUACGUGUGGUUGGGUUCACUCCAUCUCGUUCUCUCCAAGUGGCGAUCGCUUGGCCUGGGUUGGCCAUGACUCCAGUGUCUCCGUCGUCGACGCAGCUAAUGGAAAUAAACUGGCUAUCAUCAAAGACAACUUCCUGCCCUUCAUGGGAGUGACGUGGGUGACAGAAAACAGCCUUGUUGCUGGGGGCUAUGACUGUAACCCUAUGGUGUUUACAUACUCGAACACUGGAAGCUUGACCAUGGUCAGCAAACUGGACAUUCCACAGGAGAAGGAAUCUGGACAGAUAAGAUCUGAUAGUAUAGACUUAACGGAGAAUGGCGAUAUAGAUGAGAUUGACGAAGAACCCAUAUCUAUACAGAGUGCUAUGAAUCGCUUUAAGAAUCUGGACAGGAAAAAUACUGCUGACGAUUCCUCCACUGAUCUCAAAACUCAGCAUCAGAAUACCAUCACUCAAGUGUUGGUGCACACUGGCACCAAGGAGAAAUGUACGAAGCUGUCCACUUCGGGAGUUGAUGGAAAUAUUAUUAUCUGGGAUUUGAAGACUCUGGAGAAUGGGAUUGCUGCUCUAAAGAUAGCCUAGGUCGACUGGUGGUGUUCCAAACACUUUCUGUGGAGAGCUUUAUCAUGUGCAGGGAAAAGAUUCACAGAUUCAUGGACUGUUCAUAUCUUCCAGUUCUGCUGAUUAGCAAAUACGCUUAGACUAGUAUUAGUAUUUACCCACUGAACUUUUUAUUUAAUCCAAGUUACAGGAUUGGACGUUCUGUGCUUAUUUCCUCCUUUGUUGCAGCUAUUAAUAACCUUGACUUAGUUUCAAAUGCGAAGGAGCUCUCUUGUUCAACCCAGCUUUGGCAGGAUAAUUAUUUUUGUGGAAAAAAAACCUUUAUAAUUUUUUUUUUUUUAAACCCCACGUAGAUAGCAAAAGAUUGGUUCCUAAACCUCCCAAAAAGGCAUCAUAUUAGAACUUUUUUUAUCUGACUGCUUUCUUCUGGCUUCUGGCAUCUGUGAGGACUCUAGCAGAUUAUUUUUAUAAUUUCUGUAAAGAAGUUGAAUAAAAAGGACAUAUUGACUUAAGGAUUAUGCUUGUACACUGCUACAUGUUAAUCGGUUUAAGAGAUAUUACAUUAUUAUAUACAUUUAAUUGUAAAAAAAUGUAUUGCAAAAUAAAAAAACAAGGAUUUUUAAAAAA
Gigantopelta aegis is the source of this 1964-nucleotide messenger RNA. Its product is annotated as actin-related protein 2/3 complex subunit 1A-B-like. The transcript has 15 exons. Bases 162 to 1358 code for a protein of 398 amino acids. Gene Ontology annotation, biological process: Arp2/3 complex-mediated actin nucleation. Gene Ontology annotation, molecular function: actin filament binding. Lineage: Eukaryota; Metazoa; Mollusca; Gastropoda; Neomphalida; Peltospiridae. The record is from RefSeq and is a predicted model, not a curated record. Gene Ontology annotation, cellular component: actin cytoskeleton; Arp2/3 protein complex.